Molecule: messenger RNA, 1546 nt
Organism: Pseudomassariella vexata
Lineage: Eukaryota; Fungi; Ascomycota; Sordariomycetes; Amphisphaeriales; Pseudomassariaceae
Exons: 1
Coding region: 127-1476 (449 amino acids)
Source: RefSeq, a predicted model, not a curated record
AUGACGAACAUCAAAACCAACCAUCGCGACUUCGACUUUGGCAUCACACUCUGUGUAAACCGUCGUCAACUACUUAACUUGAAGUACAUUGGAAAGACAUAACACGAUCGAAGUCAAGUUGCAGUCAUGUCGAGUUCCGAUUUGGGCAAGAGCAAGCAUGGCAUCCCCGACGUGGUGAUGGAGCACAUCGACAGAUACGUCGACUCGCUUGCGCCUCAGAUUCAGCCGCAGAUUGCCACCGAAAUUGACACCUUCCAGCAGAAGACCAUCGACAGUCUUGACGACCAGAUUGUCAACGCCUUCCGUUCGCUCUUCAACAAAGGUAACGAUGGAAAAUCUUCCGGAGGUGCUUCGAGAUCUCUGGACGCUUCGGCCCCGGACUCGUACGGUACCGAGUCACUUCCCUUUGCUGAUGAGAUUGCUGCUUUUACUCGUUCGCUCUCCAAAGCAACUGACGGAUUUGAUGAUGAUCUCCGGGGGAUUUUUGACUUGACUGAGGGGGGUGGGGAAUCUGAUCGAGGCAGAGAACUGGGCGAUUCGUCUCACCAUGGCGCCAUAGGGUUUCUUUCAGCGGCCCUUGAAGCCGUUACAGAACACACAAGGCCCGGAUCUGGAGGAAAGGGCGGCCAGCAAGUCUCACUGGACGGACUUUUAGGUGUACUGAGCAGUAGGGUGAAGGAAGCCUCCCGCAACCCCGAGGAAAAGGCUCGGGUCAUCAGUCCAGAGAUCAAGGAAAAAGUAGGCGUCAUUCUACGCAAGCAACAUGCCCCCCUUGCCGAACAGUUCACUCGGAUCGCUCUGGACCAUAUAAAGCGAUGGCUUCGCGGAAACACCUCCACCCGCGAUUUGGGCGAUGGUCUCAAGGGCGAGAUUUCGGAUCUGGUCUCCGGCAUUGCUGGAAUGUUCAGCCACAAGAGCAAAUCCGACGACAAUACGCGAGAAAUAGAUCGCGACGAGAACGAGGAAACUGGAAAUAAGGGCAUUUCGGGAAUGAUCAGCAACAAAUUGAGCACAGGUCUGGCCAAAGUCCACCGAGAAGUCCGGCUCGAGUUCCGUACCAUUUUGGGCGGCAUCGAGAAGAGUCUUUUCGAAUCACUUCCCGACGACGUCCAAGGCCCCUUGGAAAAGGUGCUUGGUGGGAACCCGUUCGACUCGUCCCUCAACAGCUCUGCGCAAGCGGGCUCUCGAGGAUUUGGUGAUGACAUCAAAAGCCAGCUGGUCGACAAAAUCCGCCGCCUUGUCCGCAAGGUCCAAGAAACUCUCCGCGAAAGCAUUCUCUCCAUGGUCAACGGUGGACAUCGUAAGUUCGAGCGUGCUAGUUGGUUGUUUGUCCAGGACAAGGUGGAAUUGAAGGUGCGCAAGUAUCUGCCUGAUGUCAGGAUCCGAGUGCCCGACGAUGUUGGAAACGAGGGCGUGAGUGUCGGCGCACCACAGACGAAUAUGAACUUGCCACCGUCAGGUGGAUCCUCCCAAUAGUUUGGUGGCCAAUCCCCGAGUCAAUCUCCAUACCCCAGCGGCCCUCCUGGUCAUGGUUCUCAACCGGCUU